This is a messenger RNA of Numida meleagris (helmeted guineafowl), 2354 nucleotides long. RefSeq names its product solute carrier family 26 member 11 (gene SLC26A11). The coding region runs from base 137 to 2236 and encodes 699 amino acids. Gene Ontology annotation, biological process: transmembrane transport. Gene Ontology annotation, molecular function: sulfate transmembrane transporter activity. The transcript is spliced from 16 exons. Gene Ontology annotation, cellular component: membrane. NCBI's taxonomy places the organism in Eukaryota, Metazoa, Chordata, Aves, Galliformes, Numididae. The record is from RefSeq and is a predicted model, not a curated record.
CGGCCCGGGCGGGGCCCCCCGCCGGAUGCGGCGCUUCGGGUGUUUGUGCUCCCGAAGGCACCGGGAGCGUCGGGAGGAGGGGGGGCAGCCCGCGGGCGGAGCGGCCCCCGAGGAUGCCGUGAGCCCCCGCUGAGCCAUGUGGGGCCCGAGUGACCCCGGGCAGCGCUGGUGGCAGCGGGCGGUGCGCCGGAGGCUGCCCGUGCUCGGCUGGCUGCCGCGCUACUCGCUGUCCUGCCUGCGGCUCGACCUGACCGCCGGCGUCACCGUGGGGCUCACGGUGGUGCCGCAGGCGCUGGCGUACGCCGAGGUGGCCGGGCUGCCCGUGCAGUACGGCCUCUACUCUUCCUUCGUGGGCUGCUUUGUGUACUGCCUCCUGGGCACCGCCAAGGACGUGACGCUGGGCCCCACCGCCAUCAUGUCCCUGCUUGUCUCGUCCUACGCCUUCCAUGACCCUGCCUAUGCUGUGCUGCUCGCCUUCCUGUCCGGCUGCAUCCAGCUGGCCAUGGGGCUCCUGCACCUCGGUUUCCUCCUGGACUUUGUUUCCUGCCCGGUCAUUAAGGGCUUUACGUCGGCUGCUUCCAUCACCAUUAGCUUCAACCAAGUCAAGAACAUCCUGGGGCUGCGGGGGGUCCCUCGACAGUUUUUCCUGCAGGUGUAUGAGACGCUGAGGAGGAUCGGGGAGACCAGGGUCGGGGAUGCUGUCCUGGGGCUGGCCUGCCUGGCCGUGCUCACAGGGCUGCGGGCCAUGAAGAGCCGCCUGCACCCCGCUGCCCGCACGGAACCUCUGGCUACCAGGGCCAGCGUCCUGCUCGUCCGGAGCUGUGCCACCGCACGCAACGCCCUGGUGGUGCUGGCUGCCGGCCUGGUGGCAUACUCCUUCCAGGCGAGUGGCUCCCAACCGCUGACGCUCACCGGCAGCGUCCCCCAUGGGCUCCCCCCGUUCCGCCCACCGCCCUUCUCCAAGGCCGUUCCCAAUGGCACCGUGCCCUUCAGCAGGAUGGUGCAGGACAUGGGGGCCGGGCUGGCCGUGGUCCCACUGGUGGGCGUGCUGGAGACCGUCGCCAUUGCCAAAGCCUUUGCCUCGCAGAAUGAUUACAGGAUCGAUGCCAACCAGGAGCUGCUGGCCAUGGGAACUGCUAACGUCCUGGGCUCCUUCUUCUCCUCGUAUCCCAUCACAGGAAGCUUUGGCAGGACAGCAGUGAACGCGCAGACGGGGGUCUGCACCCCCAUGGGGGGGCUUGUCACAGGCACCCUGGUGCUGCUGUCCCUGGCCUACCUCACCUCCAUCUUCUGCUACAUCCCCAAAGCGGCGCUGGCAGCCGUCAUCAUCUCUGCUGUGGUUCCCAUGUUUGAUGCCAGGAUCUUCAGGACGCUCUGGAGGGUUAAGAGGCUGGACCUCGUUCCCCUCUGCGUGACAUUCCUGCUCUGCUUCUGGGAGGUGCAGUAUGGUAUCAUGGCUGGAGUGCUGGUCUCAGGGAUCCUCCUGCUCUACUCCGUGGCCAGGCCCCCGAUCAAGGGCAGACCCCAACCCUCAGCCCACCGUGACUCAGCCCCAUGGGCCUCGUGCAGGUGUUGGAGCAGGGCACGCUGCUCGUGCAGCCGGGGAGCAGCCUGCACUUCCCCGCCACUGACCACCUCCAGGACAUCAUCCGUGCUCGAGCGCUGGCAGCAUCUCCACCGUGCUCUGUCUUCCUGGACUGCCACCACGUCAGCAGCAUCGACUACACGGCGGUGGUGGGGCUGGCCGAGCUGCUGCAGGAGCUGCGCAAGCACGGCAUCUCGCUGGUGUUCUGCAGCCUGCAGGACCCGGUUCUCCGAGCCCUGCUGGCUGCAGACUUGGAAGGAUUCCGACAUUUUCCCAGCUGGGAGGAGGCAGAGCGCUGUGGCGAAGUGGAGCUGGGGGGCAGCGGGACAGUGCCCAUCGACAGCACCAGUGAGAGCUCGCUGCUGCCUGCAGGGCUUAUCCAGUGAGGCAGAGCAGCCGUGUGGGGCUCGCUCCGGGCCGUGUCUCUGCCCCAAGAGCUGCUCCCGACGGCCCCAGGGGCUGCACAUCAUGUGCCUGCGAGGGCAGGCAGUGCUUGGCAGAGAGACACGGGGACAGAGGAGCGACCUGACCCGAUGGAUUCCCCUCACUGCUGCCGGGAUAAAGUCACCCCCUGGAAGAAGCUGCCUUUUCAAAUCGGAUGUUUUAUUUCUGGAGACUUUUGUUACUCCGUUACACUUCAGAGAAUCAUAAAAUCUUUGAGCUCUGACACACAGACGCGCGUUUCAAGGACGUCGGAGCUGCCCCGCAGCCCAAGGCCACGCUGCAGCUCACACUGCAGGAGAUUAAAGCAUUGGUUUUAUGCUCCUUA